CGCAUGUAAUAACAACAAAGUAAGCCACCCGCAGUGAGUCAGUAGAGGGGCGCUGGCGAUGCGGGGCAGCGAUGAUGAAAAUAGCAGCCAAAGCCAGCCAGCCAAUUGCAAACCCAACGACCCCGCCUAUCUGCUUCGUUAUUGUGACUCUUUUCAUCAUUUGCCUUGGUAGCCUCUCCUGUCUAGGGUGUGGUUGAAUGAAAUCAUUGUAGACCAGAUCGUACAUUUAAACCCUGACCCAUCAGGCGUCGGAUUUUCGAUUCUUCUUCUCACAUCGACACACCCCGCCAUCCCACCAUACUUUGGCCAAAGCUGCAAUCAUGGCUGGAGCUUCUGGCAAGCCAGGUGCUGCUUCAAGAGGACGUGGUGGAAAGUUCAAGAAGUUCACCAGAGGAGGUGGCCAUCACUUCUCUCGUGAUCUUCGACCCCUCGACGCUGACGGCAAUGAGAUCAGCAUGUGGAAUGCCAACAAAAACAAGGGCUCCGAUGAUUCUGACGAUUCCGACGAAGAUUCGGACGAGGAGUCUGAGGAGGAAUCCGGUGAUGACGGCCCAUCCAAGCCGGCUGCCGAGCUGAGCAGAGAGGAGCGCAAGGCGCAAAAGGCUGCGCAAAAGAAGGCUGCCAUCGCCAGAAAGCAGAAGGGUCCGGUCCAGGUCGGCGAUAUGCCCUCGGACUCGGAAGAAGAAAGUGACGAUGAUAUGCCCGCAAACCCUAACCACUCCAAGGCUGCUCGCAACCAGGCCAAGGCACCCACGGUGCCUGUCGAUGAGGUCACCGAGGGUGUCAAGAACUUGACGACUGCCGGCAUGAACAAAAAGGAGCGCGAAGCCUUUGAGGCAAAGCAGCGCCAAGAGAGAUGGCGCAAGGCACAUUUGGCUGGUGAGACAGAUGAAUCCAAGGCAGAUAUGGCUCGUUUGGCGGUGCUCAGGCAGGAACGAAAGGACAAGGCAGCGGUCGCUGCAGUUGAGAAGGAAGAGAGGGAGGCCCGUGAUGCUGAACGCAAAUUAGAGAUUGAGGCACGAGAGGCAAAGUUACGAGCGGCUGCAUUAGGCAAGACUGGACCCCCCAAAAAGAAGGGAAAGGGCAAAUAAAAUGAUGAUUACGCGCACGACAUUGAUACAUUGGGUUACGCAUGGCAACAGUUACGUACCUUCACGACAGUGUGCACAUCAUCAAUAUAUUCCGCCAUUAUCAAUGUCUUGUAUAACUCAAAAAUUCCCAAGGGAUUCUUCUGAGCUACCACAUGCCUCUUAUAACACCAUCAGUGUCGCGCUGCAUAAUGGGAAUCUAUAAUUGUAUAAUCUAAUACGCCAUGUAACCCACCAGCAUUGCAGCCCCGCCAAACAAGUAUUUCACAUCGGCAAUCCCGCCCACACCUGUAGCAGUGUUCUUGGUAGAAGCGCUGG
Molecule: messenger RNA, 1406 nt
Organism: Truncatella angustata
Lineage: Eukaryota; Fungi; Ascomycota; Sordariomycetes; Amphisphaeriales; Sporocadaceae
Exons: 4
Coding region: 321-1091 (256 amino acids)
Cellular component (GO): cytosol
Molecular function (GO): RNA binding
Source: RefSeq, a predicted model, not a curated record